This is a messenger RNA of Sorex araneus (European shrew), 1588 nucleotides long. RefSeq names its product interleukin 20 receptor subunit alpha (gene IL20RA). NCBI's taxonomy places the organism in Eukaryota, Metazoa, Chordata, Mammalia, Eulipotyphla, Soricidae. The record is from RefSeq and is a predicted model, not a curated record. The transcript is spliced from 6 exons. Bases 16 to 1506 code for a protein of 496 amino acids. Gene Ontology annotation, molecular function: interleukin-20 binding.
UUUCUAUCCAUAAACAUGAGGAACAUUCUACAGUGGAGUCUACCAGAGGUCCUGCAAGGAGUUGAAGUCACUUACACUGUACAAUAUUUCAUAUACGGGCAAAAAAAAUGGCUGAAAAAGUCCGACUGUAGAACUAUCAAUAGAACCUACUGCGAUCUCUCUUCUGAAACAUCUGACUAUGAACACCAGUAUUAUGCCAGAGUUAAGGCCAUUUGGGAAACAAAUUGUUCAAAAUGGGCAGAAACUGGAAGAUUCUAUCCAUUUUUAGAAACACAAAUUGGCCCACCGGAAGUUGCUUUAACAAUGGAUGAGAAAUCUAUUUCUAUUGUUCUGACAGCUCCAGAAAAGUGGAAGAAAAAUCCAGAAGAAAGUUCCAUUUCUAUGCAACAAAUAUACUCUAAUAUGAAAUAUAAUGUAUCCAUAUAUAACACUAAAUCAAAUAUGAUGUGGGCCCAGUGUGUUACCGACCACACACUGGUCCUCAGUUGGCUGGAACCAGACACCCUAUACUGCAUCCACGUGCAGUCCAUUGUACCAGGACCCCCUCGCCUUGCUCAGCCUUCCGAGACGCAGUGUGUCAGUACUUUAAAAGAUCAAACACCAACGUUGAAGGUUAAAAUCAUCUUCUGGUAUAUUUUGCCAAUAUCUAUUACUGUAUUUAUUUUUUCUGUGAUGGGGUAUUUCAUGUAUAGAUACAUCCAUCUUGGAAAAGAGAAACAUCCAGAAAAUUUGAUUUUGAUUUAUGGAAAUGAACUUAACAAAAGAUUCUGCAUCCCUGCUGAAAAAAUUGUGAUUAACUUUAUCACCCUCAAUAUUUUGGAGGAUUCUAAAAUGUCUCAUAAGGGUAUGAGCUGCAUAGAGCAAAGCAAUGAUGUGUUGGACAUGAAUGAUUCUGGGGCCCUCGGGGACUGGGAGCCCCAGCCAGACGGUGUGGAGGUGAAACACUUAGGGUAUGCUUCACACUUGGUGGACCCUUUCUGUGACUCCGAGGAAAGCACCAAUGGUCCUUCCCCUACCCAACAAGUGUCCCUCAUCAGAAUACAUGCCACAGAUAAAGCAGCCAUUACUCCCUUUUGUGCACAGCCUGAAGAUCACAAGAUCGGUUUGCUAGAAGAGGUGUCUGUACAAGGAGCAUUAUUUGAGCAGCAAGAAGCUUUGACAAACUCAGACCCCCAAAAGCAACAGAAUUCAUGCACCCUUCAGCUCAGAGAGGUAGACCUCGGGUCACAGGAGCACAUGGACACAGAAGAGGUGCCCGAGAAAGAACCAUUGGCCACGUUCGUGGAUUGGGAUCCCUGGUCUGGCAAACUGUGUAUGCCUUCUGUACCCAACGCCGAACACUAUACAGAGGGAUGUGAGCAUCCUGGGUACGCAAGACACACAGGGGAGGGACUUUUAUCUAGACUCUACCAAGAGGCAACUCCAGACAAGCCAGCAGGAGAAAAGGAAGCCUAUCUCAAGCAAUUUAUGGAGGAAUGGGGAUUAUCUGUACAGAUGGAUGACUAAUAGGCAGGCUUCUCUUUGUCAGACAUCUUACUAGUACAAGGCACAUGAGUGCAAACUCAUGAGUGGCAGCAGCAACAAAAUA